AUGCUCACCCUCAAACCCCGCUCCCCACGAGCGUCCCUCUCCAUCCCCAGCCCCAACAACAACAACAACUCGUCCUCAAACUCGCCCCUCGCCUCGCCAGCUUCCUCCGCAGGCGGCAAAUCCUUAUCGUCUGGAUACUUUCCUCCCGUCAACCGUCCAGCACCCAAGAGGGUGAGCAAGGAUGAAGCUUUCAAAAAUGUCAAGGCUAUGGAAGGUCUGCUCGCGGCUUGGAACGAGUAUAGGCAUGCUGUCACGCUACAAGGGAAGGCUGGGAGAAAGCUGGCCGGAGCAUUGAGGGAUAUGGUUGGGUGUAUGGACAAAACCGAGGUUGCAGCACAGACCAUGAGACCUGCCGCAGCUAUGAUGGACGGUGUGGCAGACCUCACAAUCAAGUUGGCCAAACGAAUUGACAAAGAGUAUGAGGAUGCCAACGCUGAUGCUUCGAAGCACUUUACUCUUUUGGCUAAAGAAAGCCGAAGCCAUGACGCUUACUUGGGAGCUAUUGGCAAGAAGCACGAUAAAGCAGAAAAGGCUUAUCGCAAAGCCUCAAAGACCCUUUCAGAUACCUCCAACGCCCAUGCCGGUCUUCAAGCUCUCAAAGAUACACUUAGCGACGAUAUCAACAGAGCCCACGAAGACCACCAAGGUCUGCUGGGAUCAAAGCAGGCAGUGCUCCUGCUGCGUCUAGCCUCUUCUAUGGGAGUCGUGGCUACCAGCCAGUUUGCAUACUUUUCGGAUAGCGUUCGCAAGGCCGGGACCGUCUAUCCUGAUAUCGAAUACUUCAGAGCUUUAUCCGACAUUCAAUGGCACUCUGCCCUCCCCCCGACGCUAGACGAGCAACACGAAGACGCCGUGCGUGCCGAGAUCAGGCUCAUGAAAGCCCGUGUCGCUUUGGGAGAGAUGGAUAUCGUUGGCAAGGAUGUUUGGGACGGGUCGAAAGUGACGGGUAACGUUGCGACUACGAAAGCCAUUUCUGGUGAAGGGAGCAGUGUUGAGAGCAAGCCAAAUGCCAAAGUCGCUUUCGAAACACCUCCAGAGAAGGCCGAAAAGGAAACAGUCCCAGCUCCCAGCGUUGAGGAGAUGCCGGGCCCCCAGUCCCCGUAUCGCAAACUUGCUCCUUCCGACCUCUCCAAAGCAUCCUCUCCUCCCACCGCAACCCAGCAAGCACACCGUCCCGGGCUCGUAUCCCACGCGUCAAGUGACAGCCAGCAGAGCGGCAGGUCUGGAUCGGGGCAGGCUGCUGCCGUCAUCGCACCGCUGGCCCUAGUCAGAGGUUCGGCAGAAGGCAAGGAUCAGGGCGAGAAGAAGGAAAGGGGCGACAUGGAGCAAACGGUGGCGAGGGCGAUCUCGAGGUAUUCUGACAAUGAUUUCAGAGGGUAUCCGGACCCAAGGACGCCGCCGCCUAUUUCGACCGAGAGCCACCCAAAUAGCGCUGACCGUCCCAACCCUAUCCCGUUGCCUUACUCUCCAACCCGCAUGUCUGUUUCUCAAAUGACCGCCGCUUUCGACCCUUCCCGCGCCGCUCGUCAAAGCCACCGCCACUCACAAUCAGUCUCCAACACCUCUUCUCAGCAUACACUUGCCCAUGUACAAAGUCAUUUGCCGCAACAUCGCCAUCAUCCUUCGAUAAGCCAGACGGCGGCGCAGGCCUAUAAGGAUGAGGUGUAUAGGCAGGGCGAGAGGAGAGCGCAGGGUAAUGAGGCGGCUGGACAGUGUGGAAUGACACGGGAGGGAGUUGUCCCCAGGCAGAGCGAGAGGAGGAUGCAAGAGGAAAGCGACAAUGAAAGGGAUCGCUUGGGCCAGUAUCCUUAUGAGCGGGUCGUUGAACGUCCCCGACAAGGCAAUCGCUCCCGUCGAGUAACGAUGCCGCCGACCUACUCUGAGCCCGCAUUCGUAUACCACCGGCCCCAGCCACCCAUCUCCCACGAAGACUUUUACUAUGCCUCCUCCCAAUCUUUCGGGCACGGGACCCAUAGAAGCCAUAGAGACCGCCCGGCAAUGCUUGAUCCUACGCCAGUGUACGGGGAGACGUUGUAUCACAGACUGCCGGAAGGGUAUCCGGAGGCUGAACGGGUAGUGGAGAGAAGGCCGAGCGGGGUUAUUGCGCCCAGGCCCAUGCGGCCACUUGGGUCGUCUGCGGAGAUGGAAGAGUACAGGGAUUGA
This is a messenger RNA of Cryptococcus amylolentus CBS 6039, 2163 nucleotides long. RefSeq lists its product as hypothetical. The record is from RefSeq and is a predicted model, not a curated record. The transcript has 7 exons. Bases 1 to 2163 code for a protein of 720 amino acids. NCBI's taxonomy places the organism in Eukaryota, Fungi, Basidiomycota, Tremellomycetes, Tremellales, Cryptococcaceae.